AUGGAGGAAAGGAAGCUUUGCGAGACUUUGAAGGGAAUAUUGAGGUUUCAUGACAGUAUUUCUACAUCCGAACAUUCCGAGAGAGGAUUCGUGAAAAGUAAUCUUCCGUAUUGCCCAUCUCCAUCCGAUCCAGAUGAGUACGUCUACUGUUGCCAGUUUUUUACAUUUGGUGAAACUUUUCCAAGUUGCUGUCGAUUCCCCAUAUAUACUGGUGUAGUCUAUGCACUCACUAUUUCUGCUGUCUUGUUAUUCUUAUUACUACUUUUCCUUUAUUGCUGGUGCUGGCCAAGUAGCUUAUUCAAUACGAGAAGAAGAAGUCCACGUUAUCGAUCGAAUGGUUCCUCCAAAACAGCGGACUCUAAGAGGAAACGAGGAGUGGAAUUUGUACUAGGGAGCAACAUUGUUCUGGAUGUGUUUCUCGCUGGGAAUGUGAUCCAACACAACAGUAGUUACUGGAAAAUCACACGUCAUUCUGAGCCACGUAACUUUAAACAUCUGCUUCUGCGCUGUGAUUUAAGGAAAGGGCAGGAUUUGCGCUGA
This is a messenger RNA of Necator americanus (New World hookworm), 540 nucleotides long. RefSeq lists its product as uncharacterized. The transcript has 8 exons. NCBI's taxonomy places the organism in Eukaryota, Metazoa, Nematoda, Chromadorea, Rhabditida, Ancylostomatidae. The record is from RefSeq and is a predicted model, not a curated record. The coding region runs from base 1 to 540 and encodes 179 amino acids.